AUGGCGCCCAACAUUGUCAAGUACGCCAAGGACCAGCCUGUGGGUUUCAUCAACCGCAUCGAGAAAGUGGCCGUUGUCGGUGCUGCCGGAACCAUGGGGAAAUUCGUCACGCAAGAGCUCCUCAAAAGGGGAAAACACAUUGUGACUGCUAUCACGCGUCACAACAGCGAAUCCAAGCUACCAGAGGGUGUAGUUACCGCCAAAGUCGACUACGACGAUGAAGUCUCAAUCGUGGAAGCUCUCAAGGGGCAGCAAUAUCUCAUCAUCACCUUGAAGAACACUGCUGGUGAAGACGCCCAGCUAAAGCUCAUCAGGGCCGCAGCCAAGGCCGGCGUCCCAUACGUUAUGCCAAAUGCCUGGGGUCCUGACCCGAAGAACGAGACUUUGAUGAGUGACACUCUCCUGGGCACAUCCUUUCAAGGUGCAGUGAAGGAGAUUGAGCAGCUGGGUAUGAGCGAAUGGAUCAUCAUGUCUUGCGGCUAUUGGUAUGAGUUUAGCCUGGCUGGUUCUCCGGAUCGGUACGGUUUCGACAUCAAAAACAGGUCAAUCACCAUCUUCGAUGAUGGCAACGUCAAAAUGAACACGUCAACGUGGAGCCAGUGUGGUCGCGGCUUGGCCUACUUCCUGGACCUGAAGUGGCUUCCAGAGGAUGAGAACGACACAUCUCCCACUAUUCAGAAGUGGGCGAAUGACGUAUUUUACAUUUCGAGCUUCCUGGUAUCACAACAUGAUAUGUUUAAUAGCAUCAAAAGAGUUUCGGGCACGACUGAUUACGACUGGAAGGUCGAGAACGAAAACUCAGAAAAGAGGUGGCGGGCCGGCCAUGAGUCCAUGAAGUCCGGAGACAGAAGCGGAUUUUCAAGACUGAUUUACUCGCGGAUUUUCUUUCCCUCGGCUGAUGGGGACGUCGAAAACACGCAUGGACUGGCCAAUGAGGCCUUGGGCCUUCCUGAAGAGGAUCUGGACAAGGCUACUGAGGAAGCGAUACGCCUGUGUUUGUCUGGAGUGCUUGGUACAUACUAA
Messenger RNA from Colletotrichum higginsianum IMI 349063, 1023 nucleotides. RefSeq names its product Isoflavone reductase family protein. Lineage: Eukaryota; Fungi; Ascomycota; Sordariomycetes; Glomerellales; Glomerellaceae. The transcript has 2 exons. The record is from RefSeq and is a predicted model, not a curated record. The coding region runs from base 1 to 1023 and encodes 340 amino acids.